Messenger RNA from Acanthoscelides obtectus, 267 nucleotides. Lineage: Eukaryota; Metazoa; Arthropoda; Insecta; Coleoptera; Chrysomelidae. The record is from the annotation of a GenBank genome assembly.
AUGGGACAGUCGAGACCGAGAAAAUCACUGGCCGGUAGAGAGUUGGUAGCCAAGGACUUUACGAAACUAAGUCGGCAAGAAAAAGAAAGCAAUGGCAGUCUGAUGAUAUGCGCAAAGCAAGAUGUUAGAAGUAACAGGUUAGUAACAGCAAAACGUUAUAACGUUCCACGAGCAACACUUUAUCGCUUGUGCAAUAAAGAAGGUUCUCCUGAUACUGUUUGCAGUACUACAUUAGGCCGAAAAACAGCUUUGCCACCGGAAUUUUAA